AUGUAAGUUUAGACUAGAUAUCUCCUCUUUAGGUGGUAAUAUAGAUAUAUAGAAAUAAUGAUGUUCUGUCAAAUUUACCUGAAUUGCGUUUUUUUCAUUUCAGUUUUAGUUUAUUGUACAUUUUUCUUUUACAGUCAAUGUUUAUUUGAAUUCAAAAGAAAAAUCAAUGAUUUAAUUGAUAAAUAGAAUUUUUAUUUUUUAGCUCUGGCUUUACAAAAAAGGUAGAAAAGUCAAAUAAACUUCACUGCGGGAAAUCAAUUCAAACACUGACUUUCCUCUGAAUCUCAAGGAAAUGUUUGCAUUCGUACCUGUCACCUUACUUCCUUUCGACUGAGGCAGCCCAAACUUCUAGUCACAAUAUUAUAUCAGUACAAUAUCGCAAACAAACAUGUGAUAAAGGAUUCGACAACUUAUCAGUCAAAGAGAAGAACUUUGUCUUGAUGCACUACUCGGAUGCAUGUGCACAAGCUAAGCUAAGCUAAGUUGUCUUGAUGCACUACUCGGAGCUUGUGCACAAGUUAAUUCUUUGCAGCUAUAACGAAGAAUCAUGAAUCAUAUCUUAAAUACUCUUAAGGGUAAUUGACUGAGGCUAGAGAGACAACUACUUUCAACAAGAAAAUUGUCGGCACAUAACCACUAAAGCCGCAAUAUUCUGGGCGUGAAUACCACUUAUAUCCUGGAUGCACUUGCUUUUAGCCCCUCUCCCAGUACACUGGUUUCACUUUGUUUCCUGUGAUUGUACCACUUUGAAUGGGGAAAGAGGGUACUUUGUGUAAUAUAAAUAUUCCAGCCACAAUCAUUGGUUGAUAUUCUUACUGUUUUUACCUGUUCUGUGACUCUUCCAGGGGCAUGACUACAAUUGAUAUCGCUCUUACGAAUGUCGACAUAAAUCAGUGUGACAAGGGGUCUGAGGGCAAGUUUCAGUUCGAAAUUUUCGCUGGUACUCAUCGAUGUAAAAAUGAAACCACUCAGGUGAGGCAACUGUACAUGUCAUGAACUAGUCAUUAACACUUUUGCAACAUGAUGCGCAAUUAAAAGUGGCCAUGAAAAAGUAAAAUGACAGCUAUCAUUGCACACCAGCUAACAAGCAAUAAAUCACGACACUUAGCUUGUCGUGUAAAAGCUGCAUCCCGUUACUUCCGUUUCCUUGCAAAAUUUUGCAGCUACCGUCUUUCAACAGUCGGAAGUUUUGCAAUCUUAGACCAUAGUAUUUCGUCAGGAUCAGAAGAGACGAGAAUUUGGAGAAUAAAACUGCCGUAAAUUUUACAUUGUUUCAAGUUGUUUUCGCCAGUUUUCAUGCGCGAACUUGUGUUACAAGCAGCCUUGCUCCCCUCGUCCGAUGAAAAUCGGUCAUAGUACCGUUUGGCACUUGCCCUGUUCACAGCAUGUACCACAUUCACAUCAGCGAAAAACUUUUAGUUCAACAAGGUUUUGCCGAAUGAAAAGCAGCAAGCAGGGACUAUAUUUUGCAUGGGGUUCAUGUAAUCAGUAAAUUCUAUUUUCAAUAAGCCAAAUUUGAGGUCAAGUUUAUGCAUCUUUCACAAAGGAACAAUCUUAAAUCGUGCUUAAUUAACAAAACAGGUUUAAAAUUUUUUUAUAGCUUGGAUUCGAUGAGGUAUUAGUUUUAGUUUGAUAUUGAUCGAUCCCUUUCUUUUCCGUUUUUACCUAAAAAAGUGCCUGCCUGUAACUGGACUCGGUUUCAGAGCCGGUUCCUACAAAUGCGUGUGUAGGCCUGGGUACUAUUUCCCGAACGUUACCUCUCACGCGAAAUAUUUCAACGGAUCUGAAAUCGAGGCCGCAGCCGUUGAGCCAAGUCACAGGUAUUACUCGAACCCAGACUCCUUUCAAUGCAUCAAGUGCCAGCCUGGCUGUGAUGCAUGCGUGGAUGAUUCCCCGUGCAUUGUAACAUUGAACUGGCCGCUAAGGAGAGCGUUGAUGGGUUUGACUGUGGUCACUAUCCUGGCCGCCAUUGGGAUAAGUGCGUUUAUUUUGUAUUUCCGUGAAUUGAAGGUGAGUUUCCUGAUUAGUAGUGAGUUAGAAAUUCCCCACCCUUCUCCCGUCAGUGCUUUCCUACAAAGCUAUAGUUAUGGACAACUCCAAAGAGAAAAUUUCUCUGCUGGGUGUAGAAUUUACCUCUGUCGUCUUGGAUAGAGCAUCGUUUUCCACUAAGGAUUAGAAAAUUCGGAGUUGGAGGGAUCCAGUAGGGCGGGUGAGUUUGGUGGGGUUCCACAACGUAAUUUUUUCUUUAAUCUGGUCAGCUGAAAAUGCUUAAAUCAUUAUCUCGCUAGAAAUGUUGUGGCGAAUUUACCGUUAGCUCGCAGUGAUGUACUAUUGGCAAAUUUCUAUACUAAGUCGAAAAAACAAAUUAACUCGGUCCAUGUGCCUUCUUCUUGCAGGUUGUGAAGACGGCUAGUCCCCAUUUUCUUGUCAUUAUAUUAGCAGGAUGUAUGUUGUCGUAUAGCGAGGUUAGUUGAGUUGCACUAUGAGUCUUUCAAGACAUAACAGCAUAACAGGCUGUGCUUUAAUCACUGCGCACACGAAAUAUAGUUGACUCAGGUCAAGGAAAAAUGGCCCAGAUCAAACAAAACCUAGAUUUCGUAUCCUUUGAACACAUUCAACGCGAAUGAAAUGUAUAAUUGGCCUGAAAAGAAAGGACUAUUAACUGAAAUACUAAAACGAGACUUAAAUGUGUAUUCUCCUUAAAAUGUUGAAAGCAGGCCGUCAUGAAGAAUGACAGUUGUGCUACCGAAUAGUCAAAUUUCACACAAUGUGUUCUACGCAAAACAGAAAGAACAGCAACAUAAGAAAAAGUGAUUAUUUAGAGUAGUAAUCAUGAUAAGUUCCAAUGGCUCCACAGAAGUAUCAGUAAAGCCAGUUAUAGGCGGCUUAGCGCCUGUCAUAAGAUCUCUUACCGCUGUCUGUUUAGCCAACGCGCAGGCUCUCGUGUUUGGGUUUCAUCUUUUCGGCACAGCCGCCCAUGGAAAAGUUAUUGAAAUCCCCGGCUAUAACUGUGUCUCUGUUUCCGUCGCGUCAGAUUCUUGUGCUGUAUCCUGAACCGCAGAAUACUUUAUGUAUCGUUCGUCUUUGGUUUCGCCACAUUGGAUUUGGACUUGGUUUCACCUCAUUGCUCCUCAAAACUUGGAGGUGAGUUUCAUAUUGUUUUUAAACAAUUUCCAGGGGUUCAGCCAAAUGAGUUGUUACCCCAUAAAACCUGACAAUAAUAUUUAUAUUGUCCACCGAUGUUCACUCUACAGUUACUUUGAUAAUGACUAGGAAAAUUUGUUUAACAAUCAGGUACUUCUUAGAUCUGUGACCAUUUCUCUUAUUCUCAUGACCUUUACAAUUGAUUCAAGGAUAAUAAUGUGAGGAUAAAUUAGAAACCAGUCUCUCACGAAUUAGAGGGUUGAGGGCGAUCUGAAAUUUCUCUUGUGAUGAUUGUGCAGGUAACUGAGUCUGGAAAUCAUACAGAUGUUCCAUUAGUUACAAAACAAAAACAAAGAUCGUGAGCGGUCGAAGAGUUCCCAUCAUAAAGUACAGCGUCAUUGUUUUAGCCGGUUUUCCCAGUAAUUGAUUAACUAUACUAAGUUUGAAAUGGUGAUUUGAAUUUUUGAGCAGACCGGCAACUGUUAAGAAUUUCUAAAGCUGACGUUUCGAGUGUUGGCCCUUUGUCUGAGCCAUUUGAGGAAUUUAUCUUUCAAAUGGCACUUUUUCUUUCCACGGUAUCAACGAACGCUUUUCAUUCAAAAAAUUUAUACUUUUGUUUUUCACGUUACGCUGUUCUCACUAAUAUAAUGGUGUAGCUUAAUUUUUCCAUAAAGCACCCACAAUUCCUCUAUACGCUCUGACGAAGGACAAAGUCUCGAAACGUCCGUCAGCUAUAAAACCCUUUACGGCGACCAGUUAACAUUAUCACCUCAGUUUGUAAAGGCAAAUUAUCGUGUAAUGCCUCCCACCGACGCAUCACCACUGUUUCAAAUCCCUUAGUUGAGAUUUUAUAGAAAUCAGAACAAUGGUUAACUGAAUACGUUUCGAAAGCAAACAGCUCUUAUAAAAAAUUUAGACAUUUUACAGCGGAGUGCGCGGAGCGUGACACUAUAACGAAGAGAGUAUGGUAACCUACCAAGGCUAGAAACUUGACUUCUCCAUCCUUAUCUUGCACAAAAAUUAACUGAAGAGAUCAAAAGGACUUUUGCCUUGUUAAUUACUAUGUGAAUUAUUCCAGAUUUCCUUAGACACUUUCCACCUAUUUCCUAAUGGAGCUUGCAUUAUCUGAAGAUUUUGGGAGUUUAUGUACACAACGAUGAAGCGCUCGAUAUGUGCCACUAAUUUAUGGGUGAACUCAAAAUGGUGCUUGGCCCGCCCGUAAAGAUUUAUGCGAGUGUGGGUCAAAUUUCGCUAUAGCGCACUUAAUUUACCAAUCAGAGCGAUCGCAUCUCAGCUAUAUAGUUUGUAGAAGUUACCGCAUGAUGCAUUGCGAAGAUCGUAACUUUUCUGCUAUUUUUUUCUUUUGCAGAAUUUCCGUGAUAUUUCGUGUUAAAUCUGCACAGAAGAUAAAGCUCACUGAUCGCCAUCUUCUCCAGCGCCUCGCUCCCAUUCUGGCGUUGUACGUGGUUUAUCUGCUGGCCUGGUCACUAGCCGGCCCGAGUCACGUGGUAGAAAUGAAGAUGCCAGGGGAUCUUAAGUUCCAUGAGUGCUCCUUUGACUGGUGGGACCAUGCCAUUUUGAUAUGUAAGUUAAACUUAGGCCUCAUUCACUCUACUCAAAAAAAAAAAAUACAACGACAACAACAAAAAUUACAAAGAAGUAACUUUCUUUCUACGUUUAGGCCUGUAGGUUCACCAUCAGUGCUUUUUGUCAAUCGCGUUUUGAUAAUAUCCUAGAGAAAAGGGAUCUCAUGCUCCAUCAUUUGUCUCCUCCCGCAUUUUGCAUACGUUUUUCCCGCCAGUGCUGAGUAGAGUUUGUUGAAUUUCUUUCUUGCCUUUGUUAGUUGAAACACUCUUUUUGUUCUGGGGAAUCCACCUGUGCUAUAACGUCAGGAAAGCACCAUCCGCCUUCAACGAGAGCAAGUUUAUCAGUUGGUCAAUUUACAAUUUGACUGUGGUCACUUUCUUCCUCAAAAUUACGAGGUAUGGUUAG
This is a messenger RNA of Pocillopora meandrina, 5136 nucleotides long. The record is from the annotation of a GenBank genome assembly. Lineage: Eukaryota; Metazoa; Cnidaria; Anthozoa; Scleractinia; Pocilloporidae.